Hibiscus syriacus is the source of this 869-nucleotide messenger RNA. Its product is annotated as peroxidase 25-like. The coding region runs from base 24 to 869 and encodes 281 amino acids. Lineage: Eukaryota; Viridiplantae; Streptophyta; Magnoliopsida; Malvales; Malvaceae. Gene Ontology annotation, biological process: hydrogen peroxide catabolic process; response to oxidative stress. The record is from RefSeq and is a predicted model, not a curated record. Gene Ontology annotation, molecular function: peroxidase activity; heme binding. Gene Ontology annotation, cellular component: plasmodesma; plant-type cell wall. The transcript is spliced from 5 exons.
UUCAUUUAGCACCAAUUUUGGAAAUGGGAGUUUUUUGGUUGGUUUUUAUAGUGAAGUACUUGGUGAUGUUUUCGUUAGUUCAGGGGCAGGGAUCAGGUUUGCAGAAUGUAUUUUAUUCUUCUUCAUGUCCAAAGGCUGAAGCUGUUGUAAGGUCCACAGUUGAAUCUCACUUCAACAAUGAUCCUACCGUUGCUGCUGGCUUGCUUAGGCUUCAUUUCCAUGAUUGUUUUGUUCAGGUCUGUGAUGGCUCGGUGUUGAUCUCCGGCUCUUCCACCGAGAGAAGCGCAUUGCCAUACCUUGGACUUCGAGGAUUUGAAGUUAUUGAUGAUGCGAAAGCACAGCUGGAAUCUCUAUGCCCCGGAGUCGUGUCGUGUGCUGACAUCUUAGCAUUGGCAGCUCGCGAUGCUGUUGAUUUGAGUGAUGGUCCAAGUUGGACCGUUCCAUCCGGAAGAAGGGAUGGAAGGGUUUCUUCAUCAGCACAAGCCUCAAGUUUUCCAUCUCCACUCGAGUCCAUUGCUGCUCAAAGGCAAAAAUUUGCUGCAAAAGGACUCACUGAUAAUAAUCUUGUAACAUUAGUCGGGACACAUACCAUUUGGCAAACGGAUUGCUUGUUCUUUCGAUACCGCCUAUAUAACUUCACAGUAACAGGAAGUGCAGACUCGACGAUUAACCAAUCAUUCUUAGCACAACUCCAAGCUCUAUGUCCGAGAAAUGGUGACGGUUCGAAAAAGGUGGCAUUAGAUAUAAACAGCCAGAUGACGUUUGAUGUGAGCUUCUACAAAAACGUUUGUGAUGGCAAAGGAGUAUUAGAAUCGGACCGGCAAGGCUUUGGGGAGAUGCUGCUACACCAUAUCGUCUUCACCUUGUGA